UAAGUGGAAGAGACUGAUCGGCACGUCAUACUACCCUGUAUGCGCGCUCACUUUAACCAAAAUUGGACGUCAUAAGCCACUGAUCAAAUCUUUAAUCUCGACCGUCCACGUCGUACCAUCGUGAUUAUUACGCAGUGAUUCUCUUUUCGUUGUUUUCGAUGGGAUCGUUUCCAAAAAGCCAACUAGCCAAGAUCUAUGGGGUGCCGUUGACUCAGAACUUCCCGUCGUAAUCCCUAUCAACGGCUGGGAUCAAGGAAUUCUCUAGACCAGUCCCUACUUAAUCAGACGAUUGUUGUUUCGCGUGGCAAUCCCCAGCAGAAGCCAUAUAUAAAAUCCGCGAAUCAGAAGCGUCGCUUAUAAAGAACCCUGGGGAGUAGACAAAAGGCAAAGCGCACGCAGUCUCUCUCUCCUCUCUCUCUUCGUAGAUCUAUAUUCCAUUUCCGUUUUUGAGAUUUUUCUGGUUCCAAAUCCAUAGCUUUUGAGAAGUUUUCUUGGAGCAGAUUUUUUGUUUUUUUGUGUGUUUUUUGUUCGAGUCGUUUGAAAAGGGAUAAGGAACAAAAAAGUCAAGAGAGAUAUCCAUUCCUAUCCUAAACCCAAGGGUUUAGGAGUCGGAUACUUUGGGUCGUGUUUGUUUGGAUCUGGUUCUGGUUGCUAGGGUUUUGGAGGAUUCUGUCCUAUCACUGCAUGCCUUUCUACUGAGUGAACGAUAGAUUACAGUAAAAGGCGGCGAUGGCUUCUUCUUAUCCUAGCGCUGUUCAGGUUGGCUCCUACUUUGUGGGACAGUACUAUCAGGUUCUUCAGCAGCAACCCGAUCUAGUUCAUCAGUUUUACUCUGAAACGAGCUCGAUGAUUCGCGUCGAUGGAGAGAAUUCCGAUUCCGCUUCAGCAAUGCUGGAAAUUCAUACGCUUAUCAUGUCAAUGAAUUUUACUGCAAUAGAAAUCAAGACACUCAACUCUCUUGAUUCUUGGAAUGGAUGUGUUCUGGUUGUGGUGACUGGGUCUGUUAAGGCUAAGGACUUUAUUGCAAGGAGGAAUUUUGUUCAGACUUUUCUCCUGGCUCCUCAGGAGAAGGGUUUCUUUGUUCUCAACGAUAUCUUCCAGUACAUUGAUGACGAACCAAUUUACCAACAUCAGGCGCCCAUUUUAUCUGAAAACAAUUUUGAUUCUCAAUUGAAUGCUUCUAGCCCUCGUCAAGAACAGCUAGUUUCCGACUAUGUUUUGGAGGAAGAUGCCAGUGAGUAUGUGAGUAAUGUUCAUAUAGAAGAUGAUCCAGUUGAUAAAUACAGUAUCCCGGAACCACAGCAGCAGCAGCAUCAGGAUGUGGAGACAGAAGUUGUGGUGGAGGAAAGUCCAGUAGAAGAGACAUCUGCUUCAGUUCAAAAUGUGGUGACUGCUGUACAAGAAAACCCCUCCGUGACCGUAGAGGAACCUGUGGAAGAGCCUGUAAAGAAAACAUGGGCUUCUAUUUUGCGUAAAGGACAGCCUGCAUCAUUGGCUGCACCUCAACCUUCUUUUGUGGGUACGCAAACUUCGUCAGAUUGGAAUUACACACCACAGUAUACUGAGCAACAGCCAAUCUCUACAUAUACCAGUGUGCCUGAUUCUGUAACAGAGGCAGCAGAGGAAAGUUUUGUACUCGAAGAAGAAGGUGAACCAAAAUCUGUCUAUGUCCGAAAUUUGCCUCCUGAUGUUACAGAAGAUGAAAUCGAACAGGAAUUUAAGAAUUUCGGCCGAAUUAGACCUGAUGGGGUGUUUAUUAGGAGCCGCAAGGAUAUUGGAGUUUGCUAUGCUUUUGUUGAGUACGAAGACCUCAUUGGUGUUCAUAAUGCACUCAAGGCGUCUCCCAUUCAGUUGGCUGGAAGGCAAGUUUACAUUGAGGAGCGUAGACAAAACAGCAGUGGUGUUGUUGCUCGAGGUGGAAGAAGGGGAAGAGGCCGAGGUGGUUACCAAACAGAGUCCACAAGGGGGCGAUUUGGCGGUCGAAGUUUGGGCAGGGGCAGUAACCAGGAAAGCGAUUACAACAGGUUGAGAGGCAAUGGUUUCCACCAGCGUGGUUCACGAUAGAAUAGAAGGUUUGCCUCUAAAGACGGUGGGCUAAAGUUAGUGAGAAGCAAAUCUUUUACGAGGCUGAUUGAAGAUUUCUAGGGUUCAGAUUCCAGAUGGAAUAUUUUCUUCCCUUUGGUUUUUUAGGAAAGUUUUCAUUAUACUUGUUGAGUGCCCAUAUCACAUGAAUUGGAAUGUUUUUAUUUGUCUCUUUAGCGAGUAUCUGUUUAUUUUCCCCUUGAAUGGUUUUUAUCAUGCAAUUCAAGGGGGAAAGUUCCGGGCCUGUUGAUGAAGCCCCAUGUUGUGAGGGAACGUGGGGUGGGUUGUUUCGUGGUUUAAUAUAUUGAAGGUUAGUGAUUUUGUUCUUCAUUAUGGUUUGUCACUUGGGAGUUUAAUUUUCAUUUCUCCA
Messenger RNA from Morus notabilis, 2452 nucleotides. RefSeq names its product ras GTPase-activating protein-binding protein 1. Gene Ontology annotation, molecular function: mRNA binding. Bases 730 to 2064 code for a protein of 444 amino acids. The transcript is spliced from 9 exons. Gene Ontology annotation, cellular component: cytosol; ribonucleoprotein complex. The record is from RefSeq and is a predicted model, not a curated record. NCBI's taxonomy places the organism in Eukaryota, Viridiplantae, Streptophyta, Magnoliopsida, Rosales, Moraceae.